AUGUAAAAAAUUGAUCAAAAUCACAAAUACAACUUUGAAUUAGAUUUAGAACUUAAAGCUGUAUAAAAUGAAGAUUUUGAAUAAGAAUAUUUAGAACAUUGUCUAAGAGAUACUCGUAGAAAAUUAUCAAUAAAAAAUAAUCAAUACAUUCAUAAUCAAACAAAAAGUGAUAAAAGCAACGAUGGUUAUGAUUUCAGAACACCCAAAUUAACAACACACACAAAUCUCAAUAACGUUGUCACUUCUGAAAUAUAACAAAGUCAUACAUUAACUCCUAAAUAGGUAAAUUAAGAGAAACCAAUAAGCACAGGUUCUAGUAUAAUGCAAUUCUUUUUUAUAAGACGUUUUUUAGAAAAACUGACCUUUCAGAGUAAAAGAUUGUAGAAUUUAAACAUCACUCAUUUAAAUCUUAUAGAUGAUAAAGCCUCAGAUAAGUAAUGAUAUUCUAAUAAUUCUGUAGAGCUAGUUUAUUAGCUUAUAAAUAAACAAAAAUUUAAAAAGGAUUAACAAUCAAUUAACUAAAUAGAAUUGUGUAAACGAAUAUAACAAUAAAAGAGAGAAAAUGGGAAAGUUUUAAGAGAAAUUUAUAGGAAAGUAAAUAAAAAACAAUAAGAUAAAUAACAAAUAUUGCUAAUAAAAUACCUCUUGUAUAACCAGAGAAUGAUUUCAAACUUUAUUGGGACAUAUUUGCUUCAUUUUUCAGAGUAAUACUUGUAGUUCUAGUGCCUUUAGAAAUCUCAUUUCAUACUUAAAUUCUAUUUCAGGAUUAUGUAGGACUAACCUUAACGAUCCUAUUUAUCUUACAAUUUGAUUUAUUUAUUAGAAUCAAUACUCUUUGUUAUGAAAAUGGUAAGGCUAUAACAGAUCGAUGGGAAAUCAUUAUCCGUUAGAUAAAUAAAUCUUGGUUUACAGAUUUCUCAUUAAUAAUAAUCAUAGUUGUAUUUAUAUUCAAUUCUAAUGCCUAAGAUGGUUAUGAUUUGUUUUUACUCAUAUUGUUAACUCAAUAUAAACAUAUUUUUGAGGCUUUAUCAAAAACAGAUUAGAUCUCUUAUUUCACUAGACCAUAAAGAGGGAUUAUAGGAUUAAUCAAAUUUAUAACUAGUUUAUUUUAUAUAAUGCAUAUAUUUAGUUGUAUAUGGUUUUGGUUCAGUAGUAUUGAUAAAUCUAAUUCAUGGAUUGUAACAAAAGAAUUAGAUGGAUAGACUUGGUAAUUAUAAUAUCUAGAAUCAAUUUACUUUGCAAUAGUAACAAUGUUGACAAUAGGUUAUGGAGACAAUGUUCCUAAAAAUUCAAUAGAGAAAAUAGUUACAAUAAUAUUUAUAUUGGGUGCUUGUAAAUUAUUCAAAUUAAAUUAUAAGGUUUAUGGUUCUCUUACAGUAUAAAUUUUAUUGGUUCAAUAAUGAAUGACAUUACAUAAAAUUAAGUGGAGAGGAGUUAAAAGAUGAGAGUAAUCAAUAAAUAUAUGACAUAAAGAAAGAUUCCUUUUAGUCUUUAACAUCAGUAUAUAUAUCAAUUAUAAUAAAUUUAGAGUUAAGGAAUACUUAACGUAUAGAUGGAAAGAAGAUGAUGAAGUGGAUUUAUAAAUGGAAUAAAUCUUAUUGGAAUAAUUAUCUGAUGAACUAAAAGAAGAGUUGGAGAAACAAGCUUACAAAGUCUUUAUCCAAAAAUCAGAAUUAUUAUAAAAACAAUUUUCUUUGGAAUUUAGAAAUGCUCUAUUUAAAUCUAUUAAACGUAAGAUUAUUUAACCAUAACAUACAUUUUAAAGUGAAAUAAAUGGAUAAUAACAUCUUUGUUUUGUAGAGUAAGGUGUUUUACUAUAUUAACAUAAGGAUAGAAAAUAGAGAUCUAAAAUGAAUGCUUCUGUUCAUUAAGGAUAAUUUUUUUGUGUAAGAGAAUUCCUUAUGUAAACUCCAGAAUAUGAAAUAUUCAAAGCUCAAAGUUAUGUCAGUUUACUUAUCUUAUCUAAACAAGAUUUCUUAGAAACAUUAAGAGAUUUUCCAGAUGAUUUUCAAAAAUACUGUUAAUUAAGAGAUUCAUAUUCAUUAGAAAAUGAAAAUUGUUAAAUUCAAUUUAGUAGUUUCUGUCCUGCUUGUAAUAAUUUUGAUCAUUCUUUGAAAAGUUGUUGUCAAAUAUAAUUGAUUCUUAAUAAAGAGGUCAUUAUAAAAAAACAUUAAAUGAGUUAAGAAUAAUAAAGAUAACUUUACUUACGUAAAACAUUUGAUAAACCUAUUCAAACUAGAGCAGAAUUAACAUAUGUUUAAGAAUGUGCUCUAUACUUUUAAACAGAAAAUUAAAAUUAAAUAAAUGAAUAAUUAAAACUUUAAUUAGUUUAUGAUUAAGAAAAUGACUCAUUUUAAGGCAAUUCAGAAAUACAUAAUAUUUAUGAUCCUAUGCCUUCUGUUAAUAUUUUUUAAAUUAAUGAAAUAUUAUCAAGUCCUCUAAAACCUGUAUAAAAUAAAACAUUUCCUAAAGUAGAAUUUGAAGAAGAGAAAUAAAAAGAAAAAAAUGAAAAUCACAAAACCAAUUUGUUAAUGGCUUAAAGUUAAAGAAUUAAUAGAAAAGGAUCAUUACCUUCAAAAUAACUUUAAAGAAGAAAUACUAAAUCUCCAUCUAUAUUAUUCUCAAUGAAUGAAAUUGCAGAAGAAGCAAAUGAAACUACAUUAAUUGUAUAUGAAAGUGAUCGUAUCAAAAAUGUCAAUAAUUUUAAUUUUUAUAUGAAAGAGAAUAUCAAAUUGAUGUAUAAUAAACUUUUAAAGUUUUCAGAUGAUAAAUCUAAUUCAAUAUAUUAAGCAUUAAAUUCAUUAUAAUAUAUUUAUUGGAAAUAUAAUGCUGUUACAAUUGAAGAUUUUGAAUCCAUAUUUAAUUAUGAUCAUUACUUUUCAUAAUCAAAUUCUAUAAAUACAAUAGAAAUGGCUAAUAAAAAUUUGCAUGCUUGGUAAUCAGAAAUCUUAAGUAAAUUUUCAAAAUAUCUUUAUUAUCCUUAUUAAUUUAUCAAUAAAUUCUUGAAACUUAAAAGAAUUUAAUAAUAAUCUGCUGCCAUAAAUGCAGCAUCCAAAUUCAAAAAAGUUCAAAAAAAAAUUUGGUUGAUUCAGUUAAGAAAUAAUUUAUCCUCAAAAAAAUUAAUUUCAUCUUCUAAAAAUAUUAAAUUAAGUAAAUCAAAGAUGAACUCAAUUGUUCCAUAUUCUGGAGAGAGCUUACAAUCUAUCUAAAUAAGCUAAAGUUGA
Paramecium pentaurelia is the source of this 3224-nucleotide messenger RNA. The record is from the annotation of a GenBank genome assembly. NCBI's taxonomy places the organism in Eukaryota, Ciliophora, Oligohymenophorea, Peniculida, Parameciidae.